Messenger RNA from Debaryomyces hansenii CBS767, 1206 nucleotides. RefSeq lists its product as uncharacterized. The transcript has a single exon. The coding region runs from base 1 to 1206 and encodes 401 amino acids. Lineage: Eukaryota; Fungi; Ascomycota; Pichiomycetes; Serinales; Debaryomycetaceae. Gene Ontology annotation, molecular function: nucleic acid binding. The record is from RefSeq and is a predicted model, not a curated record.
AUGUUUAAAAAGUUGGCCCCCAUCGAGGCUCUUUCUAUCAACAAGGCAAGUCCUCAAAAUCGGUUACAGUUGACCCACAUUAAAGAUCCCCCUACAUUAGACAACGAAACUAAAAGUUCCAGGAUUACUUCAUUAACAAGCAUGUGGAGUGAUACUACUUAUCCUGAGAAGAAUGAGAAGGUUGGUAUCAGAAGACUCGCAAGAGCCUGUACCAAAUCAUUGAGUCAAUGGAAUAGUGGAGUUCUUAAUUCCGAAGACGAACGAAACGACUUAUCUACUCGUUAUUCAAGAAAUAGCUAUUUAUCUAACCGGUCACUCCUUGAAACAGAUUAUAAGAAGCUUGCUCAUGUGGAAAAGAAACAUGAAAAUGAACUAGAACUCAGAAGAUUGAGAAAGCUUCAUUUUGAUAGACCUACUUCUACUGGUGACUCAAUAGGUAAACAACAGAGAAAGGCAUUGGGUAUCUCUAAACCCUCGUUAGAGAAUAUUGCCAACAAUUCACUAAGGGAACCGAAAUCCGAUGUGAAUAAGACAUCCAGGAAACCCCUGGAUUCAUUUCAACCCAAGAGAGUAGUAGUUAUCAAAGACGUAAUUACAGCCUGUGGUGCUAAGAGUAUCGUCUCGCAAAUAUGCGGUGGACCAUUGGAACGGAUAGUGUUCCAUGAACAUAAAAACGGCUUAAUGAUGGAACUAUACUUUAUCUUUCCCGAACACGCCAAAAAUUUCUAUAACUUUGGUUCAAAUACAGGCUUAUUAAUCUUAAACGGAGAACGCUUGUCCUUAGAAUGGGCCAACAGAACUAAUACAAAUGAAGUUGAACAUUGCCACCCAUUCGUUCCAAAAUAUUUGAUGCACGAAAUUAAUUAUUAUGGAGCCCGAAGAUGCUUGAUAUUCUCUAAGACCGUACCAGAUAAGUUAACUAGACGCUCACAUACAAUGCAUUAUCCGUCUCCAAGGACACAUUUAUCGAGAGACCUCGAUAUUGAGGAGAUUAGGAAGGAUUUCGCAGCCUUUGGUGAAAUAAUUGAUAUUGCAUCCGUAAUAUCAAGAAAACUCUGUUUCUGUUUACAUUUUGCAGAUAUUAGAUCAGCCAUAUUAGCUAAAAAGGAAUGUGAACUUGAAGGUAGUUUAUUCUAUUCAAAAUAUAAUAAUUGGUCAAUUUGGUAUGGAAAGGAUCCAACGGAUAAACCGUGUCUUUCAGUGUAG